GUUGUUGUUGUUGUUGUUUACAAUUCCAAGUAACUAAAACAAUGACACUUUUCCGCUCAUGCCAACAACGAAGAAAACAGUAAAAGAUAGAAGCAGGAAUCAUUCUCUUUGUAGAAUUGAUGACUAUGCCAUACUGUACUAGGCUUGGGCUCAUAUUUGUUGUUGUUGCUGUUCUGGUUGAAUUUCAAGUAGUAACGAACGGUUUGAUUUUGCUGCGACAGUCGAAUAAUGUUUUAGGAAUUAUUUACCAAAAGUUGGACUUUAUCUUCAGAGUCAAACCAAAAACUCUAGUCGGACACGAUGACAUCAAUGUGUACACUUGUGUAACAUUGUAGAAGUUCAACCAAUCCUUCAUGAGUUUCUUUCAGAGCUACUUUGUAUACUAUCCAAACGCAAGCUGUUUGUACAAAAU
This is a messenger RNA of Galdieria sulphuraria, 412 nucleotides long. RefSeq lists its product as uncharacterized. The record is from RefSeq and is a predicted model, not a curated record. The transcript has 2 exons. Lineage: Eukaryota; Rhodophyta; Bangiophyceae; Galdieriales; Galdieriaceae. Bases 126 to 335 code for a protein of 69 amino acids.